AACACAUUGUCGCCAUGGAGCGCCCACCCCUUUCCAGCUGCCAAGUCUUUUGGUGAUGGAGCAGAGCCUUCGGGACCGGCUGGCCUGGGCGCGCGAGGGCGCGCCGGUCUUCGUGCCGGGCCGACGGGCGCACUGCUCUUUGUCUUUGGAGCGUCCGCGAGAGGAGCCCGCGCCGCGCAGCGUGACCUGCAGCCCUGCUGGACAGGUUUGGUGUGGCGGGCCGGCUGCCCAGAACGUCAGAUGCGUCGGAGCAGGCCUUGGACCGAUGAUUUUUCUUGGGAAAAGUGUGCCGAUUCCGGGGUGGAACGCACCGCCUACUGACGCAGCGAGAUCCAGCAGCGCGGAGCUAAGUCAUGGACCGCUGGAGGACAGCGUGAGCCAGGUCAUCCGGGCGGUGUUCACCGCGCACCCUCGGAACUUUGUCAUCGCCGAGGUGAGGAACAACGUGGUGGUGGUAGCAGAGGAGCGCGCGAGUACCCUGGCUCGCUUUCCCGGCGACUGCAACAAGAAGGUGGUGGGAGUGGACUUCAUUCAAGAGGCCAUGCUGAAGGAGAAGGAGAAGGCUGCGGCGGAAGCGAGAAGAAAGAAGGCUGAGGCCGUCCGCAAAAAGUUUGGGAGGAAUCAUUUGACGCCGCAGAAUUCGCAAGAUGGUCUUGCACCAGAUGUUUAAGCCGAUCAUUUGAUGCUGUGACGAUGUCAG
Molecule: messenger RNA, 700 nt
Organism: Effrenium voratum
Lineage: Eukaryota; Dinophyceae; Suessiales; Symbiodiniaceae
Source: the annotation of a GenBank genome assembly